Esox lucius (northern pike) is the source of this 2307-nucleotide messenger RNA. RefSeq lists its product as uncharacterized. Lineage: Eukaryota; Metazoa; Chordata; Actinopteri; Esociformes; Esocidae. The record is from RefSeq and is a predicted model, not a curated record. Bases 1 to 2307 code for a protein of 768 amino acids. Gene Ontology annotation, molecular function: nucleic acid binding. The transcript has 3 exons. Gene Ontology annotation, biological process: DNA integration.
AUGUUGUAUGAGGAGUCUGCUGCCUUCAGCAGUGAUCAGAAUGACAUUGGUUGCAUACCCAGCUUGCAGAUGCCAAUCACACUUAAAGACAACAUCCCGGUUCAGAGGGCGUACUCAUCAGUGCCAAAACCCUUGUUUAACGAGGUGAAAAGCUACAUACAAGAUCUCUUAGCAAAAGGAUGGAUCAUCAAAUCAAAGUCACCAUACACCGCUCCAGUAGUCUGUGUCCGCAAAAAGGAUGGCAAACUGAGGCUCUGUGUUGAUUACCGUCUCCUGAACAGGAAAACCAUCCCUGACCAUCACCCAUUGCCUAGGAUACAGGAUCUGAUUCUCGACCAAGGCAAAGCGUACCACCAGGGGUACAUUGCAGAGGGAUCCAGACACAUGACAGCAUUCGUCACACCCUGGGGGCUGUAUGAGUGGGUCCAGAUCCCCUUUGGGUUGUCCAAUGCGCCUGCUGCCUUCCAACGCAGCAUGGAAGAAAUGCUUGACUCGCUCAGGGAUGAGUGCUGCAUCCCGUAUCUAGAUGACAUCUUAUGUUAUGCAAAGUCCUUUGAGGAGCAUGUGGAGAGUAUUCAUAGAGUGUUGAGGGCCCUCCAGUACCAUGGUGUGAAGCUGAAACCUGGAAAGUGUGAAAUCUUCCGGAGUGAGGCGGUGUGCGAGAAGUUCCAGGACUACCUGUUCUACGCCCCACACUUCACGGUGUACACCGACAACAACCCCCUGACAUACGUGAUGAGUACAGCAAAACUCAACGCAGUAGGCCAUCGUAUACACAUCAGAGUGCACGGAAGGGUUACCCACAGGGGCAAUACAAGCAGCAUGGGAGGGCAGUCAUGUGUCAAAAAUGAAGGAUGUGGCCUGGGUCACUGCCCUGUAUAUGUCUACGGGGAGGAUGAGCCACGUCAACCCCCCACCUGGUUGCCGACAUUAGAACCGGAUGAACUGAUUCAAGCCCAGAAAGAAGAUUCUGUUAUCUCUCAAGUGAGACAAUGGAAGGAGGAUGGUGUCACCCUCACAGACGAGAUGAGAGGAGUUUUGACAGGAACCAACCAAAAGCUGAUGUAUGAGUGGAAUAAGCUACAUCUUGAGGGGGGACUCCUAUAUCGAAGAACGAGGGGGAGAAAACAGCUUGUCUUACCGAGCAAGUAUAAAAAGCUGGCACUUGAACACCUCCAUGACAAGGUGGGACACGUGGGUACAGAGCGAGUACUGAGCCUGGUGAGGGAACGGUUCUACUGGUCAUACAUGAAAGCUGAAGUGGAAGAAUAUGUUACCAGGAAGUGCCCAUGCAUAAAACAAAAGAAACCGACUGUACAUGUUCGAGCGCCCAUGGGUAGCAUCACAACACACUUACCUAUGGAGCUGGUCUAUAUUGACUACCUGCACCUGGAGCCGAGUCGUGGGGGGUAUGAAUAUAUCCUGGUCGUAAUGGACCAUUUCACAAGGUUCGCCCAAGCCUACCCAACCAAGAACAAGUCAGGGCGGACUGCAGCUGAAUGCUUGUUCCGAGAUUACAUUCCAUGCUUUGGAUAUCCGGCCAAGUUACAUCACGACCAGGGCCGUGAGUUUGAGAAUGAGCUUUUUCGCACUCUGCAACAGUUCGCUGGAAUCGGCCACUCUCGAACGUCGCCAUACCAUCCCCAAGGAAACCCAGUCGAGAGGUUCAAUCGGACCCUACUACAGAUGUUGAGGACACUGGCAGACAAAGAAAAAGAAAGGUGGAAAGAGCACUUACCUCAUAUCGUGCAUGCAUACAACUGCACCCGGCACGAGUCCACUGGAUACUCUCCCUUUUACCUGUUGUACGGACGGCAUCCUCACCUUCCAGUAUACCUGAUCUUCGGCCUGGUGGAGCCAAUGGACGGAGUCACUCCAAAGGGAUAUGCCAACCAGUGGGCGGCAUGGAUGGCUGAGGCAUACAAGAUUGCUGAAGGAAACAGUCGCCAAGCAAAUGUGAGAGGGAAGGCUCAAUAUGACCGAAAGGCGAGAGGAGUGGUACUGAAAGUGGGAGACCGAGUGCUUGUCAGAAACCUUGGAGAACGAGGAGGUCCAGGGAAGUUACGAUCCUACUGGGAAAAGGUGGUCUACGUGGUGAAGGGGCAGGUGUCUGAUAACCCAGUUUAUGUAGUCUCCCCUGAAAAUGGUGACAGUAAGAAGACUAGAACACUACUACUACUGGUGAAUGACUUACCUGUGGAGGCUCCUGCGACGGCAUCCCCAUCGACAAAACCUGAAAGACAGAAAAAGACAAGAGGUCGCUCACCCAACAGAGAAAACACCAGAGACAGUGACGUGACAGACUAA